Lutra lutra (Eurasian river otter) is the source of this 3093-nucleotide messenger RNA. It is a transcript of the gene DNAJB2, whose product is annotated as DnaJ heat shock protein family (Hsp40) member B2. The transcript is spliced from 9 exons. The record is from RefSeq and is a predicted model, not a curated record. Gene Ontology annotation, cellular component: cytosol; endoplasmic reticulum membrane. Gene Ontology annotation, biological process: positive regulation of proteasomal ubiquitin-dependent protein catabolic process; protein refolding. Gene Ontology annotation, molecular function: ATPase activator activity; Hsp70 protein binding. Lineage: Eukaryota; Metazoa; Chordata; Mammalia; Carnivora; Mustelidae. The coding region runs from base 176 to 1153 and encodes 325 amino acids.
GCUGACGCACGCUUGCGCGCACAGCUGGGUCGGGCGCGUCCUACGCAGCAGCCGCGAGCCGGGGCGGCCGGUGCCAGACGGUUCCGGCGGGGGGCAGGGGCGGGGCGCUGCAGGAGGCCAGGGACUCCCGACCGAGGAGCCCCACGGAGGCCCAUCUGACUCCUGACGAGUUGCCAUGGCAUCCUACUACGACAUCCUAGACGUGCCGCGAAGUGCGUCCGCUGAUGACAUCAAGAAGGCGUAUCGGCGGAAGGCUCUUCAGUGGCAUCCAGACAAGAACCCGGAUAAUAAAGAAUUUGCUGAGAGAAAGUUCAAGGAGGUGGCGGAGGCCUAUGAAGUGCUGUCAGACAAGCACAAGCGAGAGAUCUACGACCGCUAUGGCCGGGAGGGGCUGACUGGGGCUGGAACUGGCCCAUCCCGCGCAGAACCUGGUGGUGGUGGGCCGGGCUUCACCUUCACCUUCCGCAGCCCCGAGGAGGUCUUCCGGGAGUUCUUUGGGAGUGGAGACCCUUUUGCGGAGCUCUUUGAUGACCUGGGCCCCUUCUCCGAGCUUCAGAGCCGGGGUUCCCGACACUCGGGCCCCUUCUUCACCUUCUCUUCCUCCUUCCCUGGGCACUCUGAUUUCUCCUCCUCCUCUUUCUCCUUCAGUCCCGGGGCUGGUGCUUUUCGCUCUGUUUCUACGUCCACCACCUUUGUCCAAGGACGCCGCAUCACGACACGCAGAAUCAUGGAGAACGGGCAGGAGCGGGUGGAAGUGGAAGAAGACGGACAGCUGAAGUCAGUCACAAUCAAUGGUGUCCCGGAUGACCUGGCGCUGGGCUUGGAGCUGAGCCGUCGAGAGCAGCAACAGGCUGUCGCCUCCAGGUCCGGGGGCACACGGGUCCGGCAGACUCCUGCCUCCCGCCCCUCUGACAGCGACCUCUCUGAGGAUGACGAGGACCUACAGCUUGCCAUGGCCUACAGCCUGUCCGAGAUGGAGGCGGCUGGGAAGAAACCCGCAGGUGGGCGGGGGGCGCAGCGUCGACGGCAGGGGCGGCCCAAGGCCCAGGACCGAGAUCCCAGCACAGGGGGGACCCCUGAGGCUGCAAGGGGGGAUGCGGCCAAGCCUAGCCCAUCCCCAGAGGAGAAGGCCUCUCGCUGCCUCAUCCUCUGAUCACCAGGCCCAGACCACCACCCUUUGAGGGUGACCGGGGGUCCUGCUCACUGUCAGGAGCAGAGGGGCAGGGCCUGAGCUGUAGAAGCUCUUCUCCACCUCAGUGCCGCCCCCACGGGUUUCCCUCCCAUGUCCACUCGCACUCCAGUGUGGACUCGGGAUUUGCUCUGCUCAGCCACAGCUGAUAGGUCCCUGGCGAAGCCCAGGGUGGGGAGCCAACAGGGGGCCUCCGGGCAGUGGGAGGGCCUCCCAGGAGCCAGGAUGCACUUAUUCCUACUAGAUGGGGAGUUUCUGAGGGGCAUUAGUGGUUUGGGUCAGGCCUUUUGUGCCCAGGUCUGUGGCCACCUGUGUUGCUGAUGACGUCAAGGAAGGAGGACUUGGCCUGGGGUUCUCUGGGCCGGAGUCGGCAGCUACAGCAGGGAGUCUCCCGUGCUCCUUGUCCAGCUGCAGAUAUCCCACCCUGGUUUCUGUGCAGCGUUGAGUUCUGACAUCUCUGUUGCUUCCCUUCUGGUGCUGCUGCUCCUCCCUCGCUCUCUUCUCUCUGCACUUCCCUGCGGGCCGCAUCGCUUGCUUUCACUGCCAUCUGGCUAGGACUCCCUCCUUCCUUCCCCGAGAAAGCCUCAGUGUGACCAGGAAGAUGCUGUGGCCGGUAGGGCCAUAAGGUCUUCUGGGGAGGCUAGCUGGGUGGGGCGGGAGCCUCUCAUCCAGAUUCGGAACCGGAGCCCACUCCUCCUCCCUUCCUCUUGCUGCCUCAGCCUGCCCCAGGCCUCGGGACUAGGCAGAGGUGAGGCUGGCUAUCCCUGGAGAGGUGGGAUAAGGCCAGGGUGCCCCAGGAGGGAGGCUAAGGAGGGGACCGGACCCCAUCCUACUUCACCAUGCAUCAGGGCUCAGGGAGAGGCCACAGGGCUAGCCCAGGUCUGCAUGCUCAGCUCCGUCCUCCACGGCUUGCUGCUGACCCUGUCUCCUAUCACCCCGCCCCCGCUCUCUCCUCAGAUGUGUUCUGAGCUGGAUGUCCGGGAUCCAGAGCCGCUGCACAGUUCCAACAGGACAGCGCCCUCCCCUGUGCGCUGGGAGGGGACCCACCAUUCCUCUCCCUCACCCAUGCUAAGCGCAGAGCUGGGCCUGGGUGGUGGGUGGGGGCCGGGUGGGAGGCAUCCUUAGUCUUAGCCUGUGAACUCUUCCCUGGGUGUUUGGUGCUGUCUCUUGGGGACUACAAGUCCCAGAAUGCAACACACCCUGCCUCAUUUCUGAUAGAUCAUGCUAGGGGAAGCGGUGAGUGGUUGUGGAGCUGUGCAUAUUGGGACAUGUAGUUCCAGCCCAGGUCGGCUUGUCACUUGCUGUGAGAAGGGGAGAUCUUGUCAUCUGAUUGGACUCUGGCGGGGGUGGCAAGAAUGUGGAUGAAGGGGUAGUGGACCAAGCUUCGGUUCCCCUGACACGGCUUGCUAGCCUCUGGCUUAGAGUGUACAAAUGAAAACCCUGCAGCAUCUGGGAGAGGCUCUUCUGCGCAGUCGGAUCCGAUGGGACGGAUGAGCAGGGCAUGGCCCCAGGAGGCGACUGACAGGCGUGGGCGGGCAGAGAGCUUGGAAGGGGAGGCCACCAGUGUGAGAGAGUGUGUGCGUGUGUGCAUGUGCGUGUGAGCGUGAGAACACGCACGCAUGCGCGUGGCCGGGGUUGGUGUGUGAUGGGUCCUCCGGGCAUGUUGCUGCUUGUAUGGCUUCAUUGGCCUCUAACCCUGCUGCCCAUUCUUCUUCUCCAACACCACAAAUGAGCUGCCUCUCCUCCUCCCUGCCUGGGGAGCCCCGUGGCCAGGGAGGGGAGUGGUGGAAACAGGGUGUUGCCUGCCCUGUGACCCGGCAUCCCAGAGACCUAUCAAAGCCAGCUGGGCUGAGCUCAGACCGAGAGAGAAACACUGGAAGUCAAUAAAUAAAAAUGUUUUGAGA